GAAGCUGAGCAGCAAGGGGCCCGGAUGUAAACACGGAAACACCAUAAAACAACUCAAAGCGGGAGACGAAGACACGUCGACAAAGCAUCAAAACAACAUGUUCUUCUAAAAUUACAUUAAAUGUUAUAUAUUCCAGUCAUUAACAGAUCAUAAUAUCUUUAAACUCUCUACUGGUCGCUUCUAUAAACCAGCAAUGGAUAAAGACGCAGGUUUGGUUUUAGCUACAGAGCGAUAUGGCAGCGCAGAGGCUUGGAAAUAUUUAGUAAAUGACGGAGCGUUGGAGAGGAGGAGGGAUGGGAGUGAAGGUGGAUCAAGAGGCAACUCUGUUGUUGCAUUCUUUAAAAGCGUUUUUCUGCCUCAAGGCUACCCAGAGAGUGUCAGUAGAGAUUACCUUCAGUACCAGUUCUGGGAUACUCUUCAGGCUUUCUCCAGUUCCCUGUCUGGGACUCUGGCCACGCAGGCUUCCCUCAAAGGUGUAGGUGUUGGAAACCAGGAGGCGACCGUCGCUGCCGCCACGGUUACCUGGUUAUUGAGAGAUGGAACUGGCAUGUUGGGAAGAAUCCUCUUUGCCUGGAGAAAAGGGAGCAAGCUGGACUCUGAGGCUAAAACGUGGAGGCUUUUUGCUGAUGUUCUCAAUGACAUUGCAAUGUUCAUGGAAAUCUUGGCUCCUCACUUUCCGGCCUGCUUCACUUUGAUAGUUUGUACUGCAGGAAUAUUCAAGUCUAUUGUUGGUGUUGCCGGAGGUGCGACCAGAGCUGCACUCACUGUUCAUCAGGCUCGCAGGGACAACAUGGCGGAUAUCUCCGCCAAAGAUGGCAGUCAGGAAACUUUAGUGAAUCUUGCUGGGCUGCUGGUUAGCCUGUUACUCAUUCCUCUUAUCACUGAUAAUCCAAUCCUGACCCUCACCCUCUUCUUCCUCUUUACCAUCCUUCACCUCUUCGCCAACUACAAGGCUGUGCGUUCGGUGGUUAUGGAAAACUUCAACGAGGCGCGGCUUUCCAUUGUGAUGCAGCAAUACCUGAAGGACAGACAGAUCCUGAGUCCACUUGAGGCAAAUCAGAGAGAACCAGUGUUUUUUCAGUUUGGAAAAUCCCCACAAAUUAAACUCGGAGUGAGGUUACAGGAUGUUGUACAGAGCCCAGAGGAGCUGAAUCUGGCUUUAAAGGAAAACAACAUGCCAUUCUUGUUGGGAAUCAGAAAUGGUUGUAUUUGUGUUUGUUUGGGGACUGAAGCAUCAGUUCAUGAUGAAAUCAGAGCAAUGUGCCAGGCCGUGUGUAUCAGCAACAUGUUAAUUUGUCCAAAGGCUGCAGUACCAACCUCUGUGAAACCCAAGCAGCAAAGUUUGUGGGAAAUUGUGCAUGAGAGUCACAAGCUGAUGGAUGCCCAUUUCUCUCCAUUUCUCAAAGGUGUAAACGCUGCAGGUUGGGACACAAAAAGGACUUUGCUGGACUGGGAUGAGUGGAGAGCGGAGUGGAAAACCAAAACCAGCUGAGCUGCCUUGGCGUCAGUUUUAACUGCGUCCCUUUUUUUGGUUAAUUCAACAGUUACAUUUCCAGAUUUUUGUCAUUCUUUCAAAAUGAACAUGUAACAGCUUAGAGUCGCAGUCGGAGAAGAUGAAUAUUUUUGUACAAAGGCAAUAUGUAAUUUGUUAUUAAAGACAAUAAUUGAACAAUCAA
This is a messenger RNA of Fundulus heteroclitus (mummichog), 1676 nucleotides long. It is a transcript of the gene rusf1, whose product is annotated as RUS family member 1. The record is from RefSeq and is a predicted model, not a curated record. The transcript is spliced from 14 exons. Lineage: Eukaryota; Metazoa; Chordata; Actinopteri; Cyprinodontiformes; Fundulidae. Bases 194 to 1492 code for a protein of 432 amino acids.